Molecule: messenger RNA, 309 nt
Organism: Prorocentrum cordatum
Lineage: Eukaryota; Dinophyceae; Prorocentrales; Prorocentraceae
Source: the annotation of a GenBank genome assembly
GUCCUUGGGCAGCUCAGCGGCAUCACGGGUCGGCUGUCCAACAUCGAGAAGACCACCACCCAUGGCAUCCAAGCGGUCAAAAUCUCGCUCGCGGCACACGACAGAGCCAUGCAGCAGAUUAACUCUAUGCUCAAUGGGUUCGAGGCGAACAUGCGCUCGUCUUCCGAAACGGAUGUUUUGGCUGCAUUCCGUACCGACGUGGAGACGCGUGCGAACGCGAGUAAGUCCUCUGCUUCCUCGGUAUUUCUCCGCUUCCUCUGCGUCUUCGGCAGGUGGAUCCCCCACCUGAUUUCCGACCUCGCGCCGCAG